Messenger RNA from Electrophorus electricus (electric eel), 638 nucleotides. RefSeq names its product fibroblast growth factor 20b (gene fgf20b). NCBI's taxonomy places the organism in Eukaryota, Metazoa, Chordata, Actinopteri, Gymnotiformes, Gymnotidae. Gene Ontology annotation, molecular function: growth factor activity. The record is from RefSeq and is a predicted model, not a curated record.
AUGGCAAGUACGGGAGAAAUUGGGACGCUCUUGCAGAGCAUGGAGGGUUUUGGACAUGCAGGGUCGCAUUUCUUCCUACCGGCGCUUGGAGAAAGCCUCGGGCUGCUCAAUGAUCCCCUCGUUCCGGCGGAGAGACUUUCUCGCAGCACACCGGCGGAUUUAACGCAUUUAAAGGGAAUUCUGCGGAGGAGGCAGCUUUACUGUAGAACUGGAUUUCACCUUGAAAUACUCCCAGAUGGCACGGUGCAAGGCACGAGAAAAGACCACAGUCGCUUCGGUAUCUUGGAAUUCAUAAGCCUGGCAGUUGGAUUAAUCAGCAUCAGAGGAGUGGAUACUGGUCUCUACCUCGGGAUGAAUGACAAGGGGGAGCUCUAUGGCUCUGAAAAACUGACAGCUGAGUGUGUCUUCCGGGAACAGUUCGAGGAGAAUUGGUACAACACAUACUCUUCAAACCUGUACAAACAUGGGGAAAAGGGGGCACGGUAUUAUGUUGCGCUCAACAAGGAUGGAACACCACGGGAUGGGACAAAAUCGAGACGGCAUCAGAAGUUCACGCAUUUCCUACCCAGGCCAGUGGACCCGGACAAAGUCCCUGAACUCUACAGAGAAGUGUUAGGCCACAGUUGAGACCAUUAGCC